CACGGCCACGGGGCCUUCAUCCCCGACACCGGCCUCUGCAGCUGCGACCCCAACUGGAUGGGCCACGACUGCUCCAUGGAGGUGUGUUCUGUGGACUGUGGCACCCACGGAGUGUGCAUGGCGGGGGCAUGCCGCUGUGAGGAGGGCUGGACCGGCGUGGGGUGCGACCAGCGGGUGUGUAACGCUGUGUGCAUCAAACAUGGAACCUGCAAGGACGGCAAAUGCCAGUGUCACCAGGGCUGGAACGGAGAGCACUGCACCAUCGACUUUGGCGACGUGCUUGAUAAAGAUGGUUGUCCUAACCUGUGUAAUGGGAACGGUCAGUGUACCAUGGGUCAACAGAGUUGGCACUGCGAGUGCCAAACCGGUUGGCGGGGCCCAGGCUGCAGCGUAGCCAUGGAAACAUCCUGCGCCGACAACAAGGACAACGAAGGAGACGGUCUGACAGACUGUAUGGACCCAGACUGCUGCAUCCAGAGCCCGUGUCAGAACAGCCCUCUGUGCCGGGGCUCCCAGGACCCCCUCCAGAUGAUCCAGCAGAACCCGCUGGCCCAGCCCCGGGUCCGCUCCUUCUACGACCGCGUCCGGAUGCUGGUGGGGCGCGACAGCACCCACAUCAUCCCCGGGGAAAACCCCUUCAACUCCAGUCUGGUCUCUCUCAUCAGAGGGCAGGUGUUGACCACAGAUGGCACUCCUCUGGUGGGGGUUAAUGUGUCCUUUGUGAACUACCCCCACUACGGAUACACACUCACACGCCAGGACGGCACGUUCGACCUGGUAGCCAAUGGCGGUGCGUCUCUGACCCUGCGCUUCGAGCGCGCUCCCUUCCUUAGCCAGGAGCGCACGGUGUGGUUGCCGUGGAGCCAGUUCUACGCCAUGGACACGCUGGUUCUGAAGACGGAGGAGAACACCAUCCCAGGCUGCGACCUCAGCGGCUUCCUGAGACCCGACCCCCUGGUGGUGCCCUCCCCUCUCUCCUCCUUCUUCAGCUCCAAGCCUGGGGAGAAGCCCAUCAUACCUGAGACACAGGUUCUCCAUGAGCAGAUCGAGAUCCCAGGCACCAGUCUGAGGCUGUGCCACCUGAGCUCCAGGGCCCAGGGCUACCGCGCCCUGCUCAAGGUGACCAUGACCCCGCCCGUGGUGUCCCUGGGGCUGCUCAAGGUGCACCUGAUGGUGGCCGUGGAGGGCCAGCUGCUCCAGAAGUGGUUCCACGCCUCGCCCAACCUGGCCUACACCUACAUCUGGGACAAGACGGACGCCUACGGACAGAGGGUCUACGGUCUCUCUCAGGCUGUCGUGUCGUUGGGGUAUGAAUACGAGUCGUGUGCCAGCCUGAUCCUGUGGGAGAAGAGGACAGCCGUUCUGCAGGGCUUUGAGCUGGACCCCUCCAACCUGGGGGGCUGGUCCCUGGACAAACACCACAUCCUCAACACGCGCAGUGGUAUCCUCCAUAAGGGCAGUGGGGAGAACAUCUUUGUGUCGGAGCAGCCCCCGGUCAUCAGCAGCGUUAUGGGAAAUGGGCGGCGUCGCAGCAUAUCCUGUCCCAGCUGCAACGGUCUCGCCGACGGCAACAAGCUCCUAGCGCCCGUCGCCCUGGCUACCGGCAUCGACGGCAGCCUCUAUGUUGGCGACCUGAACUUUGUGCGGCGGGUGUACCCGUCCAUGAAUACCACGGGCAUACUGGAACUGAGGAACAAGGAUUUCAGGCACAGCAACAACCCCACCCACAAGUACUUCCUGGCGGUUGACCCGGUGACAGGGGCGUUGUUCAUCUCCGACACCAACUCGCGGCGUAUUUACCGCGUGCGUUCGCUGACGGCCGCUCGUCUGUUGUCGGACAACGCAGAGGUGGUCGCCGGGACGGGCGAGCAGUGCCUGCCCUUCGACGAGCGCUGUGGGGACGGGGGCAAGGCCACCGAGGCCACCCUCAUGAGCCCCAAAGGUAUUGCUGUGGAUAAAAACGGGCUGAUGUACUUUGUUGAUGCCACCAUGAUCCGCAAGGUGGACCAGAACGGCAUCAUCUCCACCCUGCUAGGCGCCAACGACCUCACCGCCGUCAGACCACUCAGCUGUGACGCCAGCAUGGACGUCAGCCAGGUUCGCCUGGAAUGGCCAACAGACCUGGCAGUCAAUCCCAUGGACAACUCUCUCUACGUGCUGGAGAACAACGUCAUCCUGCGCAUCACUGAGAACCACCAGGUGAGCAUCAUCGCGGGGCGGCCCAUGCACUGCCAGGUGCCGGGUAUAGACUACAGCCUCAGCAAGCUGGCGAUCCACGCCGCUCUGGAGAGCGCCACAGCCAUCGCCCUAUCACACACCGGCAUCCUGUACAUCGCCGAGACAGACGAGAAAAAGAUCAACCGUGUCAGACAGGUGAGCACCAAUGGGGAGGUCUCCCCUGCUGGGGGGCGGCCGCCUCCGACUUGCGACUGCAAGAACGACGGUCAACUGCAUUGUUUCUACGGCGACGACGGCUACGCCCCGGACGCGGGCCUCAACUCGCCCGCCUCGCUCGCCGUGUCGCGCCCGACGGCACGCUGUUCGUCGGCCGACCUCAACAACAUCCGCAUCCGGGCCGUGCGGGCCAACCGGCCCGUGCCCUCGCUGUCGGGCACGGUCGCCAGCCCGUCGGGGGGCGGGGCCCCGUACGAGGUGGCGUCGCCGCGGGAACAGGAGCUGUACGUGUUCAGCGGCGAGGGGCUCCACCUGCAGACGGUUAGCCUGGUGACGGGCGAGCCGCUCUACAACUUCACGUACGGCGCGGACGGCGAGCUGGCCUCGGUGGCGGACAGCUGGCAACAACACGGUGCGCGUGAGGAGGGAGGGCCAGGGGGGGGGGCCGGCGGCGGCCUGCUGAGGCUGCUGCUGCUGCCGGAGAACCAGGUGGUGAGCCUGGGGCUGACCCGCCGGGGGGGCUCGGGGGGUCUGAAGAGCGUGACGGCCCAGGGCCAGGAGAGGUGGCGCUGCUGGCCCUACGCUGGGAACUCGGGCCUGCUGGCCACCAAGGCCGACGAGACGGGCUGGACCACCUUCUACCAGUACGACAGCGAGGGCCGCCUGACCAACGUGACCUACCCCACGGGCAUGGUGACCAGCCUGCACCGCGAGAUCGAGCGCUCCAUCAACAUCGACAUCGAGAGCUCCAGCAGGGACGAUGACGUCACCGUCAUCACCAACCUGUCGUCCGUGGAGGCCUCCUACAGCGUGGUGCAAGACCAGGUGAGGAACAGCUACCAGCUGUGUAACAACGGGACCCUGAGGGUGAUGUACGCCAACGGCAUGGGCAUCAGCUUCCACACGGAGCCUCACAUCCUGGCCGGCUCAGUCAGCCCCACCAUCGGGCGCCGCAACAUCACCCUGCCCACCGACAAUGGCCUCAACUCCAUCGAGUGGCGGCUCCGCAAGGAGCAGACCAAGGGCAAGGUCACCGUCUUCGGCAGGAAGCUGAGGGCCCACGGACGCAACCUCCUCUCCAUCGACUUCGACCGCAACACGCGCACGGAGAAGAUCUACGACGACCACCGCAAGUUCACGCUGCGCAUCAUGUACGACGUCCAGGGUCGGCCCGCCAUGUGGUUGCCUAGCAGCAGCCUGGCGGUGGUCAACGUGUCGUACUCGUCCACGGGUCAACUGGUGGGGCUCCAGAGGGGCAGCAUGAGCGAGCGCACCGAGUUUGACCCGCAGGGCCGCAUCCUGUCGCGCUCCUUCGUGGACGGCAAGGUGUGGAGCUACAGCUACCUGGACAAGUCCAUGGUACUGCUCCUGCAGUCCCAGAGGCAGUACAUCUUCGAGUUUGACGCGUCGGGCCGCGUCACGGCCGUCACCAUGCCCAGCGUGGCGCGCCACACCAUGUUCACCCACGUGUCCCUGGGCUACAUCCGCAACACCUACAACCCCCCCGAGAGCAACGCGUCGGUCAUCCACGACUUCAGCGAGGACGGCCGUCCCCAGGCCGUCCACUACCUGGGCACGGGCCGCCGGGUGCUCUACAAGUACGGCAAGCUGGCCAAGCUGGCGGAGAUCCUGUACGACAGCACGGCCGUCACGUUCGGCUACGACGAGACGGCGGGCGUGCUGAAGAUGGUCAACCUGCAGAGCGGGGGCUUCUCCUGCACCAUCCGCUACCGGAAGAUGGGCCCGCUCGUCGACAAGCAGAUCUACCGCUUCAACGAAGAGGGCAUGGUCAACGCCCGGUUCGACUACACCUACCACGAUAACAGCUUCCGCAUCGCCAGCAUGAAACCGGUGAUCAGCGAGACGCCCCUUCCUGUCGACCUUUACCGCUACGACGAGAUCUCUGGCAAGGUGGAGCACUUUGGCAAGUUCGGGGUCAUCUACUACGACAUCAAUCAGAUCAUCACCACGGCGGUCAUGACGCUGAGUAAGCACUUUGACACCCACGGCCGCAUCAAGGAGGUCCAGUACGAGAUCUUCCGCUCGCUCAUGUACUGGAUGACGGUGCAGUACGACAGCAUGGGCCGCGUGGUGAAGAGGGAGCUGAAGAUCGGCCCGUACGCCAACACCACGCAGUACCGCUACGAGUACGACGGGGACGGCCAGCUCAGCGGGGUCAAGGUCAACGAUUGGUCGACCUGGCGCUACAGUUACGACCUCAACGGCAACCUCCACCUGCUCAACCCCGGCAGCAGCGCCCGGCUCAUGCCGCUGCGCUACGACCUGAGGGACCGCAUCACCCGCCUGGGCGACGUCCAGUACCGCCUGGACGAGGACGGCUUCCUGAGCCAGCGAGGGCCCGACGUGUUCGACUACAACUCCAAAGGCCAGCUGCUCCGGGCCUACAGCCGUCUGCCCGGAGGCUGGAGCGUCCAGUACCGCUACGACGGGCUGGGCCGCAGGGUGUCCACCCGGAACAGCCUGGGGCAGCACCUGCAGUUCUUCUACGCCAACCUGAACCACCCGGCCAGGGUCACUCACAUCUUCAACCACUCCAGCUCCGACAUCGCUUCACUCUACUACGACCUGCAGGGUCACCUGUUUGCUAUGGAGGUGAGCAGUGGAGAGGAGUACUACAUCGCUUCUGACAACACAGGCACACCGCUGGCCGUCUUCAGCAGCAACGGGCAGAUGAUCAAGCAGGUGCAGUACACAGCCUAUGGGGAGGUCUACCUGGACUCUAACCCGGAGUUCCAGCUGGUGGUGGGCUUCCACGGCGGCCUGUACGACCCACUCACCAAGCUGGUCCACUUCACCCAGCGGGACUACGACGUGCUGGCAGGCCGCUGGACCUCGCCCGACUACGCCAUCUGGCCCAAGAUCGGCAAGGACCCGGCGCCUUUCAACCUGUACAUGUUCAAGAACAACAACCCGCUCAGCGACAUGCUGGAUGUGAAAAAUUAUGUGACAGAUGUGAAGAGCUGGCUGGUGAUGUUCGGUUUCCAGCUCAGCAACAUCAUCCCAGGCUUCCCCCGCCACUCUCUCUACUUCGUAGACCCGCCGUAUGAACUGCAGGCCAGCCAGGAUUGUGAGAACGGACAGCUGAUCACAGGGGUGCAGCAGGCCGCCGAGCGCCACAACCAGGCCUUCAUGGCGCUGGAGGGACGCCUGCUCAACAAGGAGCGCCGGGGCAGCAGGGACAAGCUGGGCCACUGGUUCGGCACCAGCACCCCCAUCAUCGGCCGGGGCAUGAUGCUGGCCCUGAAGGAGGGCCGCGUGGUGGCCGGCGUGUCGGCCAUGGCCAGCGAGGACAGCCGCAAGGUGGCCCUGGUCCUCAACAGUGCCCUCUACCUGGACGGCACGCACUACACGCAGGACGGGAGGGACUGUCACUUCUUCGUCAAGGUGGGCGCCGCCGACGGCGACCUGCUGGCGCUGGGCCUGACCAACGGGCGCAAGGCGCUGGAGGGCGGCAUCAACGUGACGGUGAGCGGGCGCUCCCGGAGGGGCGCCACGGUGGAGUUUGCGGUGCCGUCGCUGGCGCUCACGGUGCGCUACGGCCUCGCCCCGGACGUGGCGGACGAGGAGAAGGUGCGCCUGCUGGAGCUGGCGAGGCAGAGGGCGCUGGCGGGCGCCUGGGCCCGGGAACAGCAGCGGGCGCGGGACGGCAAGGAGGGCGGCCGGCUGUGGACGGAGGGGGAGAAGCAACAGCUGUUGACCACGGGGAGGGUCCAGAGCUACGACGGCUACUACGUCCUGCCUGUGGAGCAGUACCCCGAACUGGCCGACAGCAGCUCCAACAUCCAGUUCCUGAGACAGAACGAGAUGGGCAAGAGGUAACAGCCCUGCUGGACUUAGUAUGUGGGACUGGCACUCCACAUCGGCUUCUUUCCUUGUCUCCUUCCCGUCGCUUCUCCCCUACUCCUCUUUCUCCCUCUGCCCUCCCUGAUUCCUCAAGCCUCUCUCUUCUCCCUGAUGUCGCAGAGAACACACCAACAAACGGGGUUACUCACUGAACACUGCAGGGACUUUUGAAAAGAAGAACUUAUCAGAGACAAGUCUUUAUCGUUCAUUUAACUGCCACAGGCAAAAAAGCAAGUGUUUAUUUGAGCGUUUCUUUGUAGAAAACAGACUUUGAAGAAAUGGAAAAGAAGCACUGACCAACUUUGAAGAGGUAAAUUGUUGCUUAAUGAAUAAGAAGAUUCCCCUUUUUAAAAAAGAUAUUGAUAUUUUCACCCAUAUUUUUUGGGUCCCAUUGUGGGUGUGCGAUGACAGACUGAACCAGGGCAGAGUUGUGUUGUCCUGGCUUCUCCCCUGGGGCCUGUCUCCCAAAUGAACUGGAGGCAAAAGGGACCAAUAAGGAGGCAGAGCCACCAGAGUAUAUCCCAUCACAACACUGGAUCAAAGGAGAACAUCAACGACGACAAGCACUGGAAACGUCAGUUGUGAAAUGCUGUAAACGUCGAGUCAUCUCACUGUCUCAGGCCUCCCAUUCUCCACCACAGAAACGUCCUUGGCUCCAGCAGUAUAUAUUAACUAUCAACACUAAACUAACGGCAUCCUUAAAUAUGUUAAAGGUUAUCGACUUAGAUAAAACACUUUCUUAAAAAAAAAACACAAAGUGGAAAAAUCAAUGGCUAUAUCACACUCGGUUGUUUUUAUUUGAAAAGGAGGAGAGGAAA
Molecule: messenger RNA, 7076 nt
Organism: Osmerus eperlanus (European smelt)
Lineage: Eukaryota; Metazoa; Chordata; Actinopteri; Osmeriformes; Osmeridae
Gene: tenm2a
Product: teneurin transmembrane protein 2a
Biological process (GO): heterophilic cell-cell adhesion; neuron development
Cellular component (GO): neuron projection
Molecular function (GO): protein heterodimerization activity; protein homodimerization activity; cell adhesion molecule binding
Source: RefSeq, a predicted model, not a curated record